GGAAUCCUGUUAGAAUGUCACACUUUAAUUUUGAGAACCUGUUGAGUGAGGCAACCAAACUUGAUGCACCUUUGCAGCACGGGCCAAAAAGUAGAUAUGAAAGGAAGGCCAUUGAGUCUUUAUUGAGAGGACAGAAAGGAUCAGAUUCCAGCACAGGGCUCUCACCGAGACCCAAAUCAAGUGAAAAUUCAGGAAAAGCUGGUAAAACUGUCUCUGUUUCCAAAACACCAGGAAAAUAUGAAAAGAUUUCAAAACAGAAAGGAAAGACACCAAGCAAAACCCCCAACAAACAAUCAGGACCAGACAGGUUUAUACCAAGCCGUUCUUCUCAAGAUAUUGAUCUCAGCCAUUUUGCAAUAAUGAAAGAAAAGGGAGAAAAUGAAGAAAAUGACCCUGACUGGUCCCCAUCUAAAGCUCCGUAUCAGACUCAGCUGAAUGAUGUACUGAACAAGGGAGAGAAUCCACAGGAUACAAAAAUUCUGUCGCUACACAACAAAUGUCCAGCUGCCACAGGCCACAACAACAGAAUGAAAGUUUUGUAUUCAUGUCACAAAACAACGGCCCCCAAGUCCACAACUCGUAACAUACCACAGCAACCUGAUCGCAUUUUGGAUGCUCCUGAACUUUUGGAUGACUAUUAUCUGAAUCUGUUAGACUGGUCGACAUCAAAUAUUUUAGCUGUUGCCUUGGGAACUUCAAUCUACCUUUGGAAUGCAACAACAUGUACCAUCUCCCAACUCCUGAAUAUGCAGUCUGAAAAUGAUUACAUAACAGGGCUGUCCUGGACCCCCGAGGGAGGAAUUCUAGCUGUGGGGACAAAUUCUGGGGCUGUACAGCUAUGGGACACGGAGGCUGAGAAACUCCUGAGACAGAUGACUGGUCAUGCAGCUAGAGUUGGCUCUUUAUCCUGGAAUUCUCAUAUUGUCAGCAGUGGAUCAAGAUCUGGAGCUAUUCAUCACCAUGACGUACGCGUUCCUGAACAUCAUGUUGGCUCUUUGAUUGAGCACACCCAGGAAAUAUGUGGCUUAACCUGGUCACCAGAUGGACGCCACUUGGCAAGCGGCGGCAAUGAUAAUGUGGUCAAUGUAUGGGACACCACCUUAGCAUUGGAGGGUGUUUUACCUCUUCAGACAUUCACACAUCAUCUUGCUGCAGUAAAGGCUUUAGCGUGGUGUCCUUGGAACCCAGUGUUGCUGGCCUCUGGAGGAGGAACUGCAGAUAGACACAUCAGACUGUGGAACAUCUCCAAUGGGGCGUGUAUAAAUGCCAUAGACACAAACUCACAGGUUUGUUCUAUACUGUGGUCCAGUGACUACAAAGAAAUGAUUUCGGGUCAUGGCUAUUCCCAGAACCAGCUGACCAUAUGGAAGUACCCUCAGAUGAACAGAAUUGCUGAGCUGACAGGACAUGAGGCAAGAGUACUGAGCCUGACCAUGUCUCCUUGUGGUACAACAGUGGCCAGUGCAGCCGCAGAUGAGACAAUCAGGUUGUGGAAAUGCUUCGUCAAAGAUAAAGAGAAGGUCAAGAAAACCGCACAGACCAAAUCUGUGAAGGAAACAUUUUCACUGCCUUCCAGCAUACGAUAAUGUAAGACACUGUGGAUGUGGACUUGAAAUGUAUUGAUGUUGACAUCAGAGCUACAGAAAUUUCAUCAAAGGUGAAGUAAAGGUCAAGGUAUUUUACCCAAGUGAAGUUUGCAGAGGAUGUGACUUGCCUGUCGACGAUAAAGCUACUGUAAAUAUGUUUUGUGAAAGAGUAAAAAUAAGACAUUUUGUCAAAGGUGGCUGUCAAAUGAUUGCAAGUUAGAUGGACAGACAAAGUCAUGAUAGUUCUCUCUUGGCUCUCUGCAGAAUGUAUGAAGAUCUUUUAUAUACUGGAUAAAAAAGAGUGGAGGAUGAUCAAAUUGUAUUGUCUUUAACCUUGUUAACUUUGCAAUACAUUCUCAGUUCUACAAUAAUUUUUUUCUAAUAUGGUAUGAGAAAAUACUGUGCUGACAUUUAUAAUGACCAAUCUAAGGGCCUGGAAAACAGCUUAAUAUGGAGAGUCAUCCAAGCUUCCAACACCACUCUUGACCUUAUUUUUCCAGUAUAGCAAAUACAUUUUGAUACAAUGGUGAUUAAUGUAUUAAUAUGAAUACUGAUUCCUCAUAGGAUCUGGGGACAGGAUCAUUGUGCAUGCUUGGUAACAAUAUUUUAAACAAAGAUUAAAUAUUUAGAAUUUGAUCAAUUCUUUUGAAUAUGUAUAUCUUAUCAUAGUUUUUCUAAAUAUGAGGUACAUGUAAGAGUUUUGUUCAAAAUUUUCUUUUUUCAAACACAUGAAAGAAAAGUGAUGAGUGUGUACUUGAACUUUUUCUUUAAAAAUGUUUGUAUAUUAAAUUGAAAACUGUUUCUAUCCAAAACAUAAUCAGGGAAUAUAAAUUUGUAUAUAUACAUGUGUAUGUUUUGUCACACAAAAUUUCAUGAAAUAAAUGAAGAAUAAUUUU
Saccostrea echinata is the source of this 2482-nucleotide messenger RNA. RefSeq names its product cell division cycle protein 20 homolog. The coding region runs from base 15 to 1586 and encodes 523 amino acids. Gene Ontology annotation, molecular function: protein binding; anaphase-promoting complex binding; ubiquitin ligase activator activity. The record is from RefSeq and is a predicted model, not a curated record. Gene Ontology annotation, cellular component: anaphase-promoting complex. Gene Ontology annotation, biological process: anaphase-promoting complex-dependent catabolic process; positive regulation of anaphase-promoting complex-dependent catabolic process; positive regulation of ubiquitin protein ligase activity. NCBI's taxonomy places the organism in Eukaryota, Metazoa, Mollusca, Bivalvia, Ostreida, Ostreidae. The transcript has 10 exons.